Alosa alosa (allis shad) is the source of this 2796-nucleotide messenger RNA. It is a transcript of the gene sema4aa, whose product is annotated as semaphorin-4B. Bases 431 to 2707 code for a protein of 758 amino acids. The record is from RefSeq and is a predicted model, not a curated record. The transcript is spliced from 14 exons. Gene Ontology annotation, biological process: negative regulation of axon extension involved in axon guidance; positive regulation of cell migration; axon guidance. Gene Ontology annotation, molecular function: semaphorin receptor binding; chemorepellent activity. Lineage: Eukaryota; Metazoa; Chordata; Actinopteri; Clupeiformes; Clupeidae.
CUAAAUAUUGUAUUUCUACAAGAUUCAACUUUGGAUUAAAAUGUCAGUCAAGUUGUUCACCUCAUAAAUGAUGGGCUUCAGUAAAAAAUAUGUGGAAAAGUAUGUGCCUUACAAAAAAUAGCUUAAAUGUUAAUAGGUCUAGUCAUUACUGAAACCUGUCACCACUCUCUGGUUGCCUGGCCUCCAGUGAAUUACAACAAAAAAAAAAAAGGUGCUCAACCAUCUUCCUUCCUCAUCUGAUGCUAUCGCAGUACUGCUCUACACUGCAGAGCAGUCUAUAGACCCUCUAUAUAAACUUACCAGGCUCAGGAUUGUGAUAAACUACUACAAGUACCAUUCCUCAAAUCGGUACAGUAACUUUGAGGUUUUUAAAACUUAUCUCUAAAGUUUUUAUCUGGAAGCUGAUUACGAGACUGGGGUUUGGUUCAGCAUGGCUCAUGUGGCCAAAUUCUGGAUGGCUGUAGUCAUCGUGGGGCUCGUGUGUAUAACAGCAUCCCAUGGCAGACUUACUCCUCGUAUCUCUUUCCCUAUUGAUGACAACGGAAGUUCUGUCAGAGUUACAGCUCAUUUCUCUGAUGUUGAAAAUGCAACCACCCUAUUGCUAAGUGACGAUGGUGCUACUCUGUAUGUGGGUGCACGUGAUGCUGUCCUCACACUGAAUGCACAUCAGUCCGGAGUUCUAACUCUGAAAAAAAAGCUUGAAUGGACACCACCUACAAAGGAUGUUGCUAAUUGCCAGAGGAGAUUGGGUAGUAAAGACACGCUGAACUGCCACAACUAUAUCCCUGUGCUGGGACUUCUCAAUGCUACCCAUCUGUAUGUGUGUGGGACCCAUGCCUUCCAGCCUCAUGACACAAUUAUUGAUAUUGAAAUGUUGACGCAUCUGAGAAAACCAGCAGUGGCCAAAGGUCACUGUCCAUUCACCCCAGUGGAAAGAAAUGCAGCCAUUUCAGUUGAUGGUGAGAUGUAUGUUGCUACGAUCUCAGAUUUUAUGAGAAAGACACCAAGUGUAUCACGUUUCCUUAGCAGAAAUGGUCGAGUGGACGUGAGUCUUGACAACCCUGUGAAAGUUCUACAAGAACCAACUUUCAUCAGUUCAUCUGCCAUACCUGGUGACAAGAAGGUCUACUUUUUCUUCACUGAAAUCGGUAAUGAAUACAACUUCAUGAGCAACAAGCUGACUGUCUCUCGAGUGGCGCAGGUCUGCAAGGAUGAUGUUGGAGGGGAAUACACCCUGCAGAAACGCUGGACUACCUUUGCUAAGGCUCAGCUUGUCUGCCAGCGAGAAAAUGAGUUACCGUUUAACAUCCUCCAUGACAUUGUGCCACUGCCUGCUUUGGAGGGAGACUCCUCGGAUGGCAUCACCUUUUAUGGCAUCUUUAGAUCUCAGUGGUCCCUGACUUCAGGAGUGUCUGCAGUGUGUGCUUUUAAGCUGCAGGACAUAAAGGCUGCCUUCGCAGGGAACUACAGGAAAUGGAGCAGUGAUAGAUAUACUCCUCAAACUGAAAAAAAAGUUCAGUUUGGAAAGUGUGGCUUGGCAAAGAACAACACUCAGAACUUGGAAUUGGUGAAAGAUUCUUUUCUGACUGAGAAGAAUGUGCAGACGAUGGACAAUAGAAUGGUUCUUUUAUCUCCAGACCAGACAUACAGUCGUGUAGUGUGUCAACAGACUCGGGCAGCCAAUGGUCAAGCCUAUACUGUCCUUUUCUUACUCAGUGAAUCUGGAUACCUUCACAAAGUGGUGCUGUUGAAAAGUGGUCCCCACAUCAUAGAGGAGAUUCAAGUCUUCAGAUCUCCACAAACAGUGAAAAACAUCAUUCUGUCGGCCUCCACAGGUAUGGUGUUUGUGGGAUCACCUGAGGGAAUAUCUCAGGUCCCAGUGUCUAACUGCUCCUUUCAUCAGACUUGUGCUGAAUGUGUGUUGGCCAGAGAUCCCUUCUGUGGGUGGGAUCCCACCAAAGGAGUCUGUGUCAGGGUGUCCGACAUCUCACUUGAUGUGCAACAAGAUGUGGAACACGGAAAUGCAACAGAACAAUGUAAAACUAUUGUUUCUGAGAAAGGUCCCAAAGAAAUUGAACUCUACCAGGAACUCAACAGACUGACAGUGCUACGCUGCCCAACACUCUCCAGCCAGUCCCUUCUCACCUGGAGGUUCUCCAACAACACUCUCCUGCCUCCCGCCAUCUUCCUCCAGCCAGGAGACAACAGUGUGGUCUUCGCUGGCAGUCUGCUCACUGUUGGGCGUUAUGUUUGCAUGUCAGUGGAGCGAGGCUUUGAGCAGACGGUGGCCAUCGUCUCAGUGAAACUGCGAAUCUCAGAAAACAACCCCACGACCGUACACACCACAUCGCAGUCAGGUAAACACACUCCGACUACAACGGCUGGGAAGACAUCACCAACAUCCGAGCAGAGCCCGGGCCACACUACCAGGACACGUACUUACAGUACAACUGGCCACACCGUUGUGACUCAGGAACCGAAGGGAUAUAUCAUCACCACGCAGAUGGAGAACGAGGCUCUGAACUCAGCUGGUGAAGCCGUUUCCCUCAAGAGCUACCACGGGGAGCUGGUGGCUGUCUCAAUCCUGCUGGCCCUCUGUGUGCUGAUGCUGGUUGGGCUCUUCUGGUGGCAUCAGCGAAGUCUCCGCAGAGCCACUUUAGGCUUUGGGCAGGAGAAAGAUCCAUCUCUGGGGAAGGUGGACACUUGAGGAUUAGGUGGGAUGGGUGGUGAAAGGGUUAGUUUUAUAUAGACCCUUUCAAGAGAGUUCCAUUAUCAGCAUCAUAGUUGGCCCCACAA